This is a messenger RNA of Sus scrofa (pig), 1848 nucleotides long. RefSeq names its product methyltransferase like 25B (gene METTL25B). Gene Ontology annotation, biological process: rRNA modification. The record is from RefSeq and is marked inferred. NCBI's taxonomy places the organism in Eukaryota, Metazoa, Chordata, Mammalia, Artiodactyla, Suidae. Gene Ontology annotation, molecular function: rRNA (adenine-N6,N6-)-dimethyltransferase activity.
UGUGACGUCUGGAGGGCGCCUCAAGUCUUCACCCAGGCUGAAGUCCCGGAAAGGCAGCAUCGGGGGCUGGAUUCUGAGCGCUUUCUUCCUGCUCCGAGUGCAGAACUGAAUCCAGCCUGGGUCCUGGACCCGUGUAGUCCUGACCCUGUUCCCUCCUCACUGCAUUGUCGCUCCUCGCGCCACCGGCUGGGCCCCGGAAUGCCGGGGGUUUCCGCCCGGGGCCUCUCUUACGAGGAGAGGAGGCAACUAGCUGUGAACCUCACCCGGGUCGUGACGCUCUACCGUUCCAUCCUGGACGCCUACAUCAUUGAAUUCUUCACAGACAACCUGUGGGGCACACUCCCUUGUGCGUGGCAGGAAGCUUUGGACGGACUGAACCCACCACAGCUGGCCACACUGCUGCUGGGGAUGCCUGGGGAAGGGGAAGUGGUCAGGUACAGGUCGGUGUGGCCACUCACCCUGCUGGCCCUGAAGUCCACAGCCUAUGCCCUGGCCUUUACGCGGACACCUGGGUUUCAGACCCCCUCAGAGUUCCUGGAGAACCCCAGCCAGAGUUCCCGACUGACAGCUCCAUUCCGGAAACACGUCAGGCCCAAGAAGCAGCAUGAGAUCCGGAGGCUGGGAGAGUUGGUGAAGAAGCUGAGCGACCUCACAGGCUGCACCCAGGUUGUGGAUGUAGGCUCAGGCCAGGGCCAUCUCUCCCGCUUCAUGUCCCUGGGGCUGGGGCUGAUGGUGAAGAGCAUUGAAGGGGAUCCGAGACUGGUGGAGAGAGCCCAGCGCCUAGACCAGGAGCUCCUGCAGACUCUGGCGAAAGAAGAAAAGAGGAACCCACAGGUGGUCCAAGCUGGCCCUCGCCACCCCCCACACCACGUGGUGAGGUGGGUAGACCCCACAGCCCUGUGCGAGGAGCUUCUGCUUCCACUGGAGACCUCAGCUCAGAGUGGGACCCGCUUGCUUCUGACAGGCCUCCAUGCCUGUGGGGACCUGAGUGUCGCCUUGCUGAGGCAUUUCUCCUGCUGCCCUGAGGUGGUGGCCCUGGCCUCCGUGGGCUGCUGCUACAUGAAGCUGAGUGACCCUGGCGGCUACCCACUGAGUCAGUGGGUGGCUGGGCUGCCCGGCUAUGAACUGCCCUACAGGCUGCGGGAGGGGGCCUGUCACGCCCUGGAGGAGUAUGCUGAGCGGCUACAGAGAGCAGGCCCAGGCCUCCGCACCCACUGCUACCGGGCGGCGCUGGAGACCGUCAUCCGGCGAGCCCAGCCUGAGCUCCGCCGGCCAGGCGUGCAGGGGAUCCCCAGGGUCCACGAGCUCAAGAUUGAAGAAUAUGUGCAGCGGGGGCUACAGCGGGUGGGGCUGGACCCCCACCUGCCGCUGAAUCUGGCUGCCCUUCGGGCCCACCAGGCCCAGGAGAACCGUGUGGUGGCCUUCUUCAGCCUGGCUCUGCUGCUGGCCCCACUGGUGGAGACACUGAUUCUGCUGGACCGGCUACUCUACCUUCAGGAGCAGGGCUUCCAUGCUGAGCUCCUGCCCAUCUUCAGCCCCGAACUCUCUCCCAGAAACCUAGUUCUGGUGGCCACCAAAAGGCCUUUGGGUGAGGCCUUCUCUGUCCUGGAGACUGAAGACAGCUGACACGGCGUGAGGAAGGGCAGAUCCCAAACCCCCUCUGAAACUGCCAGGUGCCACACUGGGUGGCAGCACCUUCACCUCCUCAGCUAGAGAACCAGCAUCCGGCAUACUACCUGGAAUCCCGUUCCCUGCAGACCUUCGGCUUUGUACCCCUUCUCUCCCUCCAAAUAUGAUAUUGAUAUUAUGUGAACAUUUAUUUGUAAUUUAUUAAAAAACUGAAAUCUU